Molecule: messenger RNA, 9754 nt
Organism: Macrobrachium nipponense
Lineage: Eukaryota; Metazoa; Arthropoda; Malacostraca; Decapoda; Palaemonidae
Gene: Pli
Product: protein pellino-like
Exons: 9
Coding region: 23-1303 (426 amino acids)
Biological process (GO): protein polyubiquitination; regulation of Toll signaling pathway
Molecular function (GO): ubiquitin protein ligase activity; protein binding
Source: RefSeq, a predicted model, not a curated record
GGGGAGGGAGCGGGCGAAGGAGAUGAGGAGGUGGAGGAGGGGGAGGAGGAGGUGGCGGAGAUGCCGGAGGCCGACACCCAGGCACCAUCACGCCAAGCAUCACCUGAAGUACGGCGAGCUCGUCAUCUUAGGGUAUAAUGGAUACCUUCCGCCGUGCGACAAGGGCAGGAGGAGGAGUAAGUUUGUCCUCCACAGACGACAGUGUGCUAAUGGGGUGAAGCCAGCCCGACACUAUGUGGUCAGGGCGCCUCAAAAUACACAGGCUAUAUUGGACAACCAGCAGCAUAGUAUAUCUUACACGUUAUCACGGAACCAAGCGGUCAUCGUGGAGUAUCAACUAGAUACUGAAACAGACAUGUUUCAAAUAGGUCGGUCUUCGGAAGCCCCCAUAGACUUUGUUGUCAUGGACACCAUACCUGGUGACAAACAUGGUGAAAUGAAGGUAACACAGAGUACAAUUAGUAGAUUUGCGUGUCGGAUAAUUGCUCACCGAACAACGCGUGUCACUCAGGUUUAUGCUGCUGGUUUUGAUUCCUCAAGAAAUAUUUUUCUUGGAGAGAAAGCAACCAAGUGGCAGAAUAAUGGUGAAAUUGACGGGUUAACGACAAAUGGCGUGUUGAUAAUGCACCCUCCAAAUCAGUUUUGUGGAGGGGAAGCAACACCUGGCAUAUGGAGAGAAGUAUCAGUAGGUGGUGGGGUUUAUGCCUUAAGAGAAUCUCGGUCGGCACCUCAGAGGGGUAUACAGAUUGAAGAUGAAACCCACAUAUUAAAAGAUGGAACACUGAUUGACUUAUGUGGUGCCACUUUGUUAUGGAGAUCGGCAGAGGGUCUUGGAAAGUCUCCGACCAAGCGACACCUUGAACAAAUGGUGGACGAAUUGAAUGCCGGUCGACCGCAGUGUCCUGUUGGUUUGAACACACUUGUGAUUCCUCGUAAGGCAACGUUGACUGCCACAGAAAAGCAACCUGUUGUGUACCUCAAUUGUGGCCAUGUGCAAGGCUUACAUGAGUGGGGCCACGAAAAGGACUCAAACUCUCACACUUGCCCUAUGUGUCUUAAGGUUGGGCCAGUAGUCAAACUGUGCAUGGGAAUCGAACCUGCGUUCUAUGUUGACAGUGGCUAUCCAACUUUUUGCUUUAAUCCCUGCGGACACAUGGCCUCCGAAAAGACUGUGAGGUACUGGGCUGCUGUGCCUAUUCCCCAUGGAACAAAUGGGUUCCAUGCAGCCUGUCCAUUCUGCGCCUCUCCGUUAGAGGGGGACCCAGGGUUUGUCCGACUUAUAUUUCAAGACAACUGCGAUUAAAUUCCCUCCCUUUAUACUAUAUCGUAGCGUUAUGUGUGUGGGGGGGCAGCCUCUGGAAUCAUAUCACCAACCCACAGUUUUAUUUGCACUCUACAGUUUGAAUGAAAUAUAGUAUUUAUUACAAAUGGAAGUUAUCAGUCGUACAUAUACUGUAUAUUGUUUAACAGGUGUUUUAUGCAACUAGAAUAUAUUAAAUGUUAAAUUUUACUCUAGCAAGCUGGUUGAAACUGCGAGUUAAGCUCAUGAGCUUUGGUGGAAUAAAUUGAAAAUACAGUAAUUGUCUAUUCGUUUGGUUGUUGAGUAAUAAUUAGCAAUGACUGAGGGAUGCAGUAACACUUGAAAAAACAAAAAAAGGAGAUGAAUAUUGACGAUCCUUUUGCCUUCUUUGACUCACCCCACACGCUGCUGCACUGCAUGAAUCUCUGAUCUGUGUUCGGAGGAAUGAUUCGGAGUUUGUUACUGUCCCCCUCGCUGUUCAUUGAAGUAUCUCGUCUCAGGCAGUAAGUGAUGUACUUUUUCCACAAAGAAAGCUAAUGUAAAACCAAGUGGUCAUUAAUAGUUUUGUUGGUAGUGUAGUGCAUAACCACUAUUAAAAUUAAGGAGAACAUUAUUGAUGACAUUUCAUAUCAUGCAUCAGGCAUAGAUUGUAAUUAUCAUAUGUAAACCUCCUGGUGUUUACUUUUUGUACAAUAGGAAGUUAAGAGGAAAGGAAGUUUUCUUCAUUGCAUUUGUUAGUGUGUCAUUGAAAAGUGCAUCGAGAAUUUACUUUGGGAAAGAAAUUGUCACUGAGGAACAUUAGCAGCUUCAUUUUUUUUUUCCGUUCAAAUGAUUUUCAACGUAGUGAGAGGCUUUGUCAAUUCAGUACUCAUCCUAAAUAUGAGUGGGUAUGAGUGACAUAAUUGAAAUUAUCCUAAGAUCUUGUUCCUCUAAAUAACCACCCAAUCCAGUGUAAUUCACCAUCACCUAUCCAUAUAUAAAUCACUACAACUGCCUUUGACUUUAGAGUACGUAUUAUUUCAUUUGUCUGCAUAUUCAUUGGUAGAGUCUGAGCACCAGAUUGGGCCAUUCAAAGAGAACAAUAAGGUUCUACUCUGUGCAUCAGCUAAAUUUUCUUUUUAUGAUUAUCGUGCACUGCCUCGCAACUUUUCAUUAAGUGUGUAUGUUCAUAUAUGAACUGUUGGAUAUCAUGGCUUUCAAAAGAGAGGAUUUUAAAUAUGCAUCCUGUGCACUGCAACAGUCUAUUGCAUAAAAGUUUGCAGCCUAAAUUAUAGGUUAUGGGGGCAUGAAGCAUUAUUCAGUAUAAUAUGCAGUAAAAAAUGGUUGCUAAAUGUAAUGGGUUUUUGCUACUGAAAAUAAUCUUGUGUGUGUGCCUAAUAUAGAGGACUGAUGUUAAGCUUUAACUAGCUACACAUAUUGUUAAAGGGAAAAUAUACCAACUGUACUAUUAGUAUAUAGUGUUAAUUUAUAGUAUGAAAGUCAUGGGCAGUGAAUUUCCUUAAUAAGUGGUUAAUAUCUUUUUCUAAAACAAAGCUCACCAUAGAAAAAAGUUGUGUUUGUGAGUGUAAUUGCAAAACACAGCAGGUUAUGUACAGAAUAUUAACACAAACAUCCCAUGCACAUGCACACAGCAUAGAGAUCUCAGUGUGAUAAAAUAUGAGUUAAGUUUUAUACAAGCUUGAUGAGCAAUAUUCUCUGGUAAAAUGGUUACAGAUGUAUUGAAGUGUUAUAAUACUUUGUGCAGAUAUGAAUUGCCAAGCUGUCAACAAACAAAGUUUACACGAUCAUGAAGUGUAGAUUAAGGGCUAGUGAUACUGGGUAGUUUGAAUACAAUUUGAGGGUAAGUGGACAUAUGGAAAUAUGUAUGCAUACUGAUGUCUGCUGAGACUAAUAUUCAAAACUAUUACUUGAUGGCAGUUCAAAUAACAGUAGUUUUCAUCAGAUAGAAAAAUGGGAAAAUUUCCUAUGGAAGUGCCCCGAUUAUAAGUAAGAUUUACCUGCAGUGUGUAAUAUGAAGAGUCUGCUGAAGAUUCUGUUUUUUAUUUCUGAUCAUAUUUUUUUUUUUCCUUUUUUGUGGAUGAUGGGGGCAGCAAGUCACAAAAUAGUAUGUUUAUGGCCAUGAAAACUCCUGGAAGUAAAGAUACACGAGGUUCAAGUUAUUAUAAUUAAUAUUAAAAAUAGUGUAUUUGUGGGUAUCUGUUGAAGUGACCAGUUAGGCUGUACAUUUUAAAAGUGGUGUCCCUUUGUAUCGAUGAGCUAUUUUUGUACUCAGAUGUGGAACUUAGAUGUAGUCACUGCUAUGAUAUGUACUAUAUAAUACUUACAUGUUAUCUCACCUGUACAUCUUCAUUAUUCUAAGAGAGGGUCUGCAACUAUGAAUAGGUACAGUACGUGUUCUGGGGACUGUGUGUGCACUAGCUAGUACAGUAAAGGGUGCACCAGAUUUGCAUUCAAAAGAAGCUAAGAUGGAAUUGGUUUGUAAUUUCUUGAGAAUCUGAGAGAUUGUCAUUGGAGCAGUGUGACAGUGCAGGCUGUAAGCUUAGUCUUCAUCCUAAAGGGGGGACAUUUCAUUGGCUAGAGGAGAGCAGGACGCUUGGACAGGGGUUACGAAAGUCACGCACGUGACACUUAGGUAAUGCUUACCAUUGUUUUAAGUUACUACUUUUUGGAAUGGUUCACAUUGGUGGCUAGUUCUGAAGUUAAACCUUAGCUUUUUACUUUUUUCUUUUAUAGAUGUACCUGAUCCUUAUAGAAGCAUUCAUAUUUGAUGAUUAUAAGGUAGAUAACUUUAAUACUGACAGCAUAUAUUCCCUUGAUAAUGUAGUUGGCAAAAUAAUUUAUUAAAAGAUGGAAUUCAUUUAGUUGUUUGUGCAAAAUCUUUCACUUAACUAAAGUUGUGUAACAUCGAUUUCUGUUGAGGAUAGACUUUAGUGACAUAUCUUGACGCCUUUCCCCUCACUUGUAUCAAAAGGUCUUUUGGAUACUAUACUUUUGGUGAAAGACUAUACCAUCAUAAACAGCAGUAGCGAUUUUCAGAUGCAUAGGUUACUACCAGGUAGCGUGGAAAGCAGUUCUGUAAUGGUGGUAAAAAUGAAAGGGAAUCAAUGUUUGGCAGCCAGUUUAAAGUUGCAACGCUUAUAAUGUGCCACAUCUCAAAUGUUUUCAUGCAUGUUUUAAACCAUUAGAAUUAUCAUUUUCAGAAUGAACACAGCAUUUUAAUAACUAAAAGACUGAAUAUGGUUUUAAGAGUAUUUAAACUACAGUGACUGCUGCAUGAGAAUGCUAAUGUUUUUAACCUUAUUUGAAAGUCAUGUUCAUUUUAACCCCUUUGUAAUGAACUUUUAUAAGAGCAGUGAUCUAUGUAUCAUACUAUUGAUGGCAGUGAUGUACAUUUUGGAUCAAAACCUUUCAGAAGCAUUCUUGUAUAUAAAAGUUAUAUAUCUAAAUGUACUAUACUGUAUCUGUAACUUCGUCUACUAAUGAACACAGUAAGGGAAUAUCAAUUAGAUUUUUACCAUAUAAUCAAAAUAUUACGGAUUUAUGUCUACAUACAAUCAAACCCAUAAUUUCACUUGGUUCUCCACAACCCAUGAAUUGCGAUCUGUUGAACUAAAACUGAAAUUUGCAUUGGGAGUAUUCUCUAUAGCAGUAUUCCUUGGACUGUAUUUUGCUGGAUGCAUUAGAGAUUUGAUGGACAUUUGCCUUGGCUUUUGAAAUGUUACCAUACACUCUAAUGUGCUCAAAACAUUUUUGUGGAAUAUAAUGCAGUACUGCAAAGUGUCCUCUAAAAAAUCUUGACAGCUUUUAAUUAAUUUGGAAGGUCAUACUGAAAUUUUAUUUAUUGAAGAACACCUUUUCUACAAGUAUUAAGAAUCUAACAAGUUCUAUGAGCAAGGCACAAAAGGUUCAUGAUUUCAUGAAAUAUCACUUACCAAGAUCUACUUCUUUUCAAAUUUUCAUUUCGAUGAAAUGCUGCAUACAAAAAUUUAUACUGAAUAAAUAAGAAAAAAAUUACAAGCAGAAAGUUUUGAUGUUGGACUAAAUUUCACUGGGCUUUUACCAAUCUUGUGAAACCUAUGUCAAAUAUACUAAUAAUCUUGUUGUUCUAAUUCAGUGAUUAAUUACUAGAAAUAUAUUAUGACUGCAAAUAUGGGACUUCAGACUUGAUAGGAAAAACUGCUGCUGUGCUUUUAUGCGAGAGUUUUUACUUCAAGUUGUGUGAUAACAUGAAAGAAUUCAAGGCAAAUACCAUCAGCAUAAUAUACAAGAAAAUAGCUGACAUUUUCGAAAAUUUAAAAGUAAUUUUUUUUUAAAAACCGCACAGAGGAAUGUAUAAGCAACUGUAGAUUGUCCAAGACGGUUUUGCAUCCGGUAUUGUGGCAAAGUGUAAAGUUUACAAAAAGAACUUUUGAACUGUAGUGGUCAUGGUUAACGUCAUUCAUUAAGGAAGGUUUAUUCCAUCAAAAUUGGUAAAGCAAAAAAAAUUCUGUUGGAUGUAACUUUGUAAUAGCAUUGAAGGAGACCCUCUUUGUGUUGAUGUAUUUAAAUGAAUUUCAUAGUUAUCAUUACUGUCAUUAUUAUUACUGUAAUUAUUACCAUUGCCAUCAUUAUUUUUCAUUCUUAUUACAUGGGUAGUAAUGUUACCCUGAAAUAGAUGGCCUUGCCCCUCUUCAGCCCUCCUCCGUUUACUCCUACCCUGAGCGAGUGUGGUCACGGUGGCUCGCUGUGCACCGUUCUAGAUAGCAAAGGUUACUGCUGCUACUACUACUACUACUCAUUGGAUCAAAUCCACACAUGUUGAUAACUGUAGGGAGAAUCUAAACUAUGUACCACCAGCAAUGCAGUCGUGUGUGGAGUGCAAACGAGUGGUCUAGUCAGUGUGUGGUCGUUUUACCCCCUCACGCGCGAGCACCUCUGUACAUAGUUUAAGCCCCUGAACAGACUGUGAUUCUUUUUAUAGGUCCAGAGGUAACCAUUUGUCUUGGCCUGGGGUGCAGUUCUGUCAUUAAUGCUGGAAACUUUUGAAGGCUUGCAUUGCAGCUCUUUCUUUGCAGUUAUUUGAUUAGUGUUAUGAUGGCCAUGUUUAUUGUUGCUUUUCUUUUGCAAUGAUGAUGCAUGAUUAGUUUUUGUAUUCCAUUAAGAGUUGCAACAUUUUCUUUGAAAAUAGUUAUGAUCUUGAACUUCUUACUUAUAAUUAUCAUGGCAUUAAUUCUUAUAAUAAUCACAGCAUUACUGUCCUAUAUGAAGUUCAAUAUUUCAGAUCCACUGAAUACCUUCCAUUACCAUUUUUCCUCCAAACUUUAUCUAGAACUGUUCUAGUUCCAAUGGUGGUUCUCAUGACAUUUUUGUGACGGUAGAAGAAACACAAUCUUACCUAACAGGCCUGAUCAUGUUUCGUGUUGUAGAUUUUUUGUGCUAAAUUGCAUGGUUUAGCUAAUCAAAUGAAAUCAUUUUUUUCUUUUAAUUUGUAAAGAGCUGUUUUUGAAAGCCUACACAUGGUCUCACCCCAGACCACAUCCAGCCACACUUAUUACUCCCCCCCGGGUAGCUGCAAGCCUUACAUGGGUUAUGCUAUUAGUUUAAGUUGUUAAGCUUUGAGUGGUCAGUUUAUAGCUAAGUAUCAUCCUUGUAUAUUUUACCAUCAAAAGGUAGGAUGUCAUUCAAACUACUAUGAAAUUUUUGUUUUCUUACAUUUGAUUUGUAUGCACACAAAUAAACACACACUGUAUUUGGUUAUAUAUUAUGCAAACCAAUCUCCAAGUAUGUUAUAGAUCUAUUAAUAGACCCUGCGUUAUGUUUUACACCGUUCCCAAGUGGAUGUGAAUCCAUAACCUUUUCUUUACAUUGGCAUUGCUUUGUCAGCUGGCCUUUCAAGAUUAGAGGAACAAGAGUAAAUUUGUUCCCGCUCCAGAGCACACACAAAAAUAGUUUCAUCAAAUAAUUUGGGUAGUUCAAUGACAAUUUCUCUUUCUACACUCUCAAACUUGAGAAUUCUCUCUAUGCUUCUAGUAUUUCCCAUUACGUACUGAUAUUAUUAUUUUUUUUUUUUUUCAGUCGUAAGUCAGAUGAGGAUGUUAGGGUGUCUGUCCCACUGACCUCCCAUAAGUAAAAUGAUACUCAAAUAAGGUGGUAUUCAUUCAAAAUCAAUGGAUCAGGAAAAUACUGUAUAUUCAGCUUAUAGGUUAUCUGUCCUCUUUGCUUUGUGCUGGUUCUGUUAAUGUCCUGAUGUAGCAUUGCAUAUCAAAGGUGAAGUUGGUUUAAAUUCUUCAUGAAAGAAUGACAUUUUCAGUUCUAGAUUUACAGUGAACCAAAUAAUAAGUUCCCUUUUGCAAGUCCCUGUUUAAGUAUCUCGCAGUUUAUUCUGAAAGCACUUUAAAAUCUGUUACAAGACUACAUUGUUAAUUUGUACACAGAAUGGACAGUGGUCUAGGUAAACUACGCACUAUUAAAUUUCCUCUGCAAUAAAAAAUGUUGUGCUUUUUGUUGAUACAUAUCUCCAGUUUUUUGCUGUUUGAGCUCUGGUAUACAGAUAGAUGAAGCAUUGCCCUUAUAACUGAAUGGUUAUGUGAAUCCUUUUUGGGUCAGUUGAAAAGUUUACAAGAGUUUACACGAAAUGGCUGUUUGUCCUUUGAAUGUCUACAUAUAUAUGAUUUUGUGUGUUUGUAAUUAUGUAUAUGUACAGAUUCAUAUUCCUAAGUUGUUACAAUAUUUUACCUAAGAAGUAUUGUAAUGGUCUUGUUUUUUUGUGCCAGAUGGAUGUUUGUAAAUUAGUGUACCAUGAAAAGUUUUUCAUUGUUUUUUGGCAAUGCAAGGAUGUGACGGGUUUUACUUGGCAUAAUGUGCAUUAAGCAGGUAAAAGGAACUUCACUGAAGCAUCAGCCUUGCCUCGUCAAUAUCAGUGUAUUUUUUAAUUCGUUCAACGUGUCAUUGCUUAUUGAGAAAUUGCCAAAGAAUAUGCUGCAGAAUAAAAAGUAACUUUGUCUUAUCACUACCAGUGUUUUUUAUUUUCAUGUGAAACCUCGUUGCUCCCAAAUGAAAUCCUAACACUGUCAUUUAACAAAACAAAAGUAUUCAACUAAGAGUAUUUGACCGUCUGAAGUAGUUGCAAGUUAGACAAUGAGGUUGACAAUAUGGAGUUAAAUUUUUCUAAAACUUUAUGUAAGUCUUUAUGUAAACUCUGGCUUUGGUUUAACAUUAGAUAACUUGCAGUAUUGAAAGCAAGAUCUUGGAUAAUUAUUUUGAGUGUGGAUUUGUCUAAAUUUUCCUGUAACCGAAAACCUCUUACAUUAAGAUAUGGGAAAACAUUGAAGAACCUGGGCUAUUAAAAUUAAUACGAACAUCCAAUAUGAAAAACUGCAUAAGUUUAAUAAUAAGAAAAAAAAUGAGAGGAUUACAGGGGUGUUAGUUUAACCCAUUAUAUUUAUUUUUUUUUUCUAAAUUGAAAAAGAAGCAAGACUUUAUUUCAUUUUCUUCUGGCAGGAGACAGGGCAAAGUUCAAAAGGUACCUUGCACAGGAAUUUUGUUGCACUAUCCUUGAUUGUGCCCACUCAAUGAAAGUUUUUCAAUAUGCUAUAUCUGAUACCCAUUAUUCCUCUCGAUAUUUCCCUCUUGAUAUUUCCUUAUGUCCAGUAAGCUCAAAUUGAGCUUGCCUUCUGUUUUGCAAACUCUAUUUAUUUGAUUAUAUUGUAUAUGGAGACUGCAUGCUAACUGAUAAGUCAACUUUUUUUUGCUAGAAUAUUUUUUGCAAUGACUGAUUAUUUGUAAAUAUAUUUUGUUAUCUUUAGAGGAGAAAUGUCAUGUAGUGGCACAAUGUCAAUUUGCAAAUUUUGUAUUGACACAUUUUACAUUUUGUACCAGUUAGUUGCCUCUUUUCAAAUGUAACUGUUGAGGAAGUACAAAUUAUAUAUUAUAGUCUAUUUGUUAUUGUUUCACUAAAUGACAUUAGAAGUUUGCAGGCUAAUUUUUGUUUCUUUUGAAGCGCCUGCGAUGACGACAUUUGAAUCAGACAAACUUCCUCUGCUAGUGCUUGUGUGCAUAUCGUGUAUGCUGUAUUGAUUUCUUUCUUGAUUUAUUAUAUCAAUCAUUUGUCAAAGCUUUAUAUUAUUAUCUUUAGUGAAAUUUUGUACUGUAUUAUAUCCAAGAGUACCUCCUCAAAACAGCACUGAGAUCAAUGAUGUGGUGCCGAGGUACUCUGCAGACUGGUCUGGAGAAUUUGAUUAAGGUUUAAAUAUGGGCAUUAGCAUUGUUUUCUGAUUUUUUUUUUUAUUGUAGACUUAUUUUGUCAGUAUUUACUUCCUUGAACUGUUUCCACCCAUACAAGUCGAUGGGGUUAACACGUUUAUUAGUGUAUAGGCAGGAAUGCCUUGCAUAAGUGUCAAGGGAACCCGGGGGGGCUGGCUGGCCAGUCAAGCUAGUAGCUGUAAAUAAUCUGUAAUAAAUAAAGGUUUCAGUAAU